Molecule: messenger RNA, 954 nt
Organism: Penicillium egyptiacum
Lineage: Eukaryota; Fungi; Ascomycota; Eurotiomycetes; Eurotiales; Aspergillaceae
Source: the annotation of a GenBank genome assembly
AUGGAUCCUCUUAGUGUCCUCACAACUCCAUUUUAUCAUUCCAUCACUGAGACCAUUUUUGCAACCAUGGGUCAGCGGAACAAAGUCUUAGAGACUGACACUCCUACUGCAAAAUUUCUUUACACAAUCAUCAAGCAAUUGGACCUGAAGUCGGUCGACUGGAAUAGGGUCGCCUCCGAUGUCGAGGUUUCCAAUGGUCAUGCCGCUCGUAUGCGGUAUUCGCGCUUCCGACAACAGAUGGAAGGAACCACGGGGGCAAACAAACCAAGGCGAAAGAGCAAGAAGGGAAAGACCAUGGAUCCGCCCGCUGAGAUGCAAGGAAUAUUCCCAAUGGCUCCGCCUCUCAUAAUGCCCACCAUGGAGCAGACAGAUUCUUCUCUUCCAGGAAAUCCCUUUGUAAAGUGCGAACCGGGCACUCAAGACAAUGCAAACUUGCAGAGCUUUAUGCAGCAUUCUCCGCAGUUGAUGAUGGAGGCUGGUACCGAAGGACAGUAUUACUUUCCUCAGGAUUUUGCCUCAACGCAGUUUCAGCUUGCGUCAAACAUGCCGUCUGGGCUGCCAUCACCCAGCCCCGCAACAUCAUCGUCCUUGUUGCCUGAAAAUCCAUAUCAGUUCCCGACCACGUCAACCAGUUACCCUUAUUCAUCGUCCGGUUGCCUUUACUCAUCACCCGCUUACCCAUAUUCAUCACCCGGCACUCAAUCCGGUUUCGACUUGCAGGAGUUUGGCCAAAUGCACCCUUUCACCAAUUAUGCCCCAACAAUCAGCUGGGAACCACAACCUUCUUCUAGCCAGGAAAGCCCCGCUGUAAAGGUUGAAGAAGAGCAACAGACUCACCAGGAAGGCCCGACUGUGAAAGUAGAAGAAGGACAACCAACCGAGGAGGAGAUACCGAGUACAGGGAGCCAGGAAGAUCACCAUGUUGUUGUCAAAGUUGAAAAGAUUCAAGAUUGA